Molecule: messenger RNA, 1139 nt
Organism: Suricata suricatta (meerkat)
Lineage: Eukaryota; Metazoa; Chordata; Mammalia; Carnivora; Herpestidae
Gene: PCP4L1
Product: Purkinje cell protein 4 like 1
Exons: 2
Source: RefSeq, a predicted model, not a curated record
AUUGCUCUUUUCCAGCUUAAUACCAAAGCAUCCCCAGCAACCAACCAGGCACCUGGCCCAGAGGAAAAGGGGAAAGCUGGCGGAGCCAAGAAGGCUGAGGAGGAGGAGGAGAUUGAUAUUGAUCUGACAGCACCGGAAACCGAGAAGGCUGCCCUUGCUAUUCAGGGCAAGUUCCGCAGAUUCCAGAAAAGGAAAAAGGAUCCUAGCUCCUGAAUAACCAGCCUUGCCCUCCACCCUCUCCCAUCUCCCCCCUCCUCCACAGUUCCAACUCCUAUGUAUCUUUGUCUCUUUGCCCCUCUAGCCUCUUGUUGAGGCAAGUUCCACCCUUAUAUAUUAUUUUCUCUGAUCGCCCCCUCAAGCCAUUGCAGCAGUGGAGGCACAAGGAACAUGGGGAAGAUGAAUUCAGUUGGCAGCCACUUGCCUAGGGUGGACCAGUUUCUCCUUAGGAUCAGCCUCCUUCGCCAGCACCCCUGCCUGGCCUAUGAGGUUGAGGAGCAAGAGGCUUUGAGUCUGCGAGAGGGGCCCCUGCCAGUGUGGGAGGGAGGGGGAAGCCUUUGGAGCAGGCCGCCGAGGAUGGGCGCCAGCACUGUUCUGCCAGCCGCAACAUUCACACUUCAGGUAACACAUUUUGGCCCUCACGUCCUUCCGCAGCACCGCAUCCACCUUCCCUCCUAGGAGCCAAGUGACCAUGGGGAUGGAGCCCCCCUCGCUCUGGGCGGACCCGAAUCCAGCACCUUCCACGUUAGUGCGUGCUGAGUGGAGGAGUUCCCAGGAGGGGUCCUCGUCAUCCAGUCUAGGACUGUGAGGGGAAGAGGCAGAACAGGUGCAGAGAGGCAAGGGCAGGGAGAGGCGGCUAGAGUAGAUGUGGAGAGGAGAGAAAGGUGAGGGAGCAGGGCUUUCUGGGGACCCAGCCUCUGCUGGCAGACAUGUACCAGAUGAGGGAUGUCCGGGAUUUUGCUAACCUGCCUACCUCUAACCUCCCAAAUCUGGCCAUCCCUAAAGGCCACCAAACCAAGUGACCCGUGGAUUCCCCACCUCCCCACUGUGGAGUCAGAGCAGAAGUGAAAUAGCCCCUAUGUGAUUUUAGCAUGUUUAAUAAUGAUUAAAAAAAAAACCUCAAGUCAAGUGGGGUCGUUCAA